Messenger RNA from Hermetia illucens (black soldier fly), 4264 nucleotides. RefSeq names its product cytosolic carboxypeptidase Nna1 (gene Nna1). The coding region runs from base 191 to 4120 and encodes 1309 amino acids. Lineage: Eukaryota; Metazoa; Arthropoda; Insecta; Diptera; Stratiomyidae. The record is from RefSeq and is a predicted model, not a curated record. Gene Ontology annotation, biological process: proteolysis. Gene Ontology annotation, molecular function: zinc ion binding; metallocarboxypeptidase activity. The transcript is spliced from 18 exons.
ACAAUUGACGCAUCAAGUUGGCUUCGAUUUCUUUGGAAUCGAAAAUAUUUUUUUGAAAAACUUAGUUUUUGUGAAAAUUUCAGAAGAUAUUGCCGACAAAUAUGUUUGACAGUUGCUUCAGCUUUGAUAUUCAAAUUUUGUAGAUUUGUGGGGCGAUUUGGAUCCUUAAAUUUAUUAUCUCCUCAUUUCAAUGAUCUCGGAAACUAUUUUGACUCUAAUUGACGACGUGGGGAAAGACAUGGACAAGUUCCUGCAUUGUUUUCGUGACUCAAUAUUUGCCAAGCUUAUUUAUUUUGCAUGGGAUUUAUUCAUUUUACUGCAGAGCUUUCUCGGAAGCUUUCUAUCGAAAAGCCUUAAGACAAAUCAGUUAGAAGUGAACACGGAUGAGAAGACCUCGCGAGCCGUUGCACGUUUAAGGGAGCCCAGAGACUUGUUCGCGCUGCCGAAAGAAAAGGAUCAUGAUUGCCCCCAACAAGCCGCCCGAUGGCCAACUGAAUGUCAGGUACUCGAUGAGCGAGUCUAUCACAUAGAUUCUGUCCCGGAACUGCCGGAACCAUAUUAUCAGCAAACAGGAAGUGAACCUCGUCCCAGGCCGGUUGGAGAGGAGAACGGAAUUGUAGUUUUUAAUUACAAUCCUGUCAGCGCUGUCAACUAUAAAAUUUGUGACGAUGAUUCCGAUGGAAGCGAUUCAGAUUCUUCCUCAUCUGAGACGCACAGCCCCACACCGGAACCACGUGGUAAGGCCGUGGAAAGGUUUAUACGACUCUUCACCCAACAUCGUUCGUCGAGCAAUUCAAAUGAUGAAGAUGCAGACGAAGACGUCUACGUGAAUGGUUUUGAUGAUGAGAAUGAAGAUGUAAACAAUUAUACUAAGCCCAAGAAGUUGUACUCUGAAGUAUUUAAGAUACCGCCUGCAUCAUAUGCGAAGACACAUUCAAUUCUAGAAUCACCCCUAUUUACAUGCAAAUCACAAUCAAAAUCACCACCGAAAGAACUAAAGGCACCAUUGCAAAAUCCACCCCAACCACAGUCACUAGAGAUGAAUGCACAAUGCACAGUAGUUGAUCAAGUAACUGUAGAUGACAAUCAAGAAUCUAAUUGUAGUGUGUCUCCACCAAAACAUAACAAUUCCGAUAGUUUCGAUAGCAAUAACAAUAGUAGCGCACUCAGAGACCAUAGUGAAAAUAAGAAUAAGAAAAAAUUAUCAAAUGUUGCUAACGAAAAUCUUACACAGUUUAGUCGGUCGAGUGUUGGAGGUUCCAAGUUUUUGAUGAACGUCCAUCCGUACAACAACAACAACGAGGAUAGCUACAAUGAUUUGGAAUUCGAAUCACGAUUCGAGUCCGGCAACUUAGCCAAGGCUGUGAAAAUAACCCCCACUUACUAUGAGCUUUACUUGAGGCCUGAUUUAUACACGAAUCGACACAAGCAAUGGUUCUACUUUAGAGUUAGCAAUACCAGGAAGAAUACUACGUACAGAUUCUCCAUAGUAAAUUUAGUGAAACCGGAUAGUCUUCAUAAUGAAGGUAUGCGACCACUUAUGUAUUCAACAAAAGCAGCUACAAAGACAAAUAUAGGAUGGCGACGAUGCGGAGAGAACAUAGCAUAUUAUCGUAACGAUGAUGAGAACUCGGGCGAUGAGGACGACGAGAAUUCCUCCUACACGCUUACAUUCAAUAUACAAUUUCCUUACGACGAAGACAUGGUUUACUUUGCGCACAGCUACCCUUACACGUAUAGCGACUUGCAGGACUACCUCAUGGAAAUACAGAGGCAUCCGGUGAAGUCGAAAUUCUGUAAGCUCAGACUUCUGUGCAGAUCCUUGGCUGGAAACAAUGUUUAUUAUCUAACAGUUACCGCGCCCACUGUUGAAGAGGAUCCAAAUAAAAAAAAGCGUGCAGUCGUCGUCACAGCCCGAGUACACCCUGGGGAGACGCCGUCUUCGUGGAUGAUGAAGGGUCUCAUGGACUUUAUAACAGGUGACUCGAACGUUGCCAAAAGGCUUCGCCACAAAUUCAUCUUCAAACUUAUACCAAUGCUCAAUCCGGACGGAGUUAUUGUGGGAAAUACUCGAUGUUCGUUGACCGGGAAGGACUUAAAUCGUCAAUAUCGGACUGUCAUACGCGAAACGUAUCCGUCGAUUUGGUAUACGAAGGCAAUGCUUAAAAGACUGAUUGAAGAUUGUGGUGUUGCUAUGUACUGUGAUAUGCACGCCCACACCCGAAAGCACAACGUUUUCAUUUACGGAUGUGAAAACAAAAAGUCACCAGAUAAAAAACUAUGCGAGCAAGUUUAUCCUCUGAUGCUGCACAAGAACAUCGCAGAUAAGUUUUCAUUUGAAUGCUGUAAAUUUAAAAUUCAACGAAGUAAGGAAGGAACCGGCCGGAUUGUCAUGUGGAUGCUUGGAAUAACAAAUAGUUACACAAUGGAAGCUUCUUUCGGUGGAUCUUCGCUGGGUUCGCGCAAUGGAACACAUUUCACCACAGCGGAUUACGAGAGCAUUGGGCGAGCAUUUUGUGAAACACUGCACGACUACUGUGACGACAGUCCUGUUAAAGUAAAGAAACGAGAAAGAUUGUUUCGAAUAAUUAAACGUCUUAGAAAACGCGAACGUCGCGAGAGGAAAGCUCAGAAAAUGAAGAAAUUAGCAGAGGAGGAGGAACGACUUCGAAGUAAGAUAGUUGAAAGACUCGUCAAAGAAGGAUCGAGUGCAGAUGAGCCACUUAAUAUUCAGUUAUCCGAUUACUCAAGUGAUGAAGGUGAUACAAGUUCGAGUAGCUCUGAUAAUGAAGGGAAGGCUGAGAAUUGUUCCGACCUGGAAGGGCCAUGUUGCCAACCGUUAAAGGUACCACCUUGUUCUCCAGUUCUAACAAUUAUUCAACGAAAGGAUGAGAAAAAGGUCAAAAAGAAGCAGAAAACUAAAUCCUCAAAUAUCCACAAGCGAAGCAAGAAGCCUCAUAGAACCGUCCUCGAGCUACCCACUACAGAUCCAGGGUCGGAUCUUCAAUUUUCAACGGACGAUGAAAUUUACGUGGAAACGGAUGGUUAUGGAACUAUACCCCGUGCCCAUCGUCACCAUCUCCAAAACGAAAUUCAGCGUAGACUUCAAAACGAAAUACCACAAAGUGAUCAACAAAUGCCUCCAGAAUUGAUUGUUACCCCAGCUAAGCAUAAAUCAAUUGAAUCUUCAUCCCUACGCUUGGAUGAUAGACAAAAACAAUCUCCACCUCCACCAGCUCUCCUUGAAUUUCCACCCAUUGCAGGGACGACUCGUCGCACAAAUUCCUGGCAUAAUUUGAAUAAAUGCGGACAGAAAAUAAGAAUCAACAACACAAACUACAUUGAAACAACCGAAAAUCUCCAAUUUAAACUUUCAUUGAAAAAGCAAAUUUGGACUGGUGUAAUGACCGACGCCUCCACAUACAGCGAGAGGAACGUGCCGCUUUCGUGGGGAGUUCCGCCUAUUUUAAAGAAGAAAUCCUUGCACCUAAUCAAGGAUGACAGCGAAGCGUUGCUCACUGCGUGUUCUCAAAAGUUGGCGGCAUGGCAGCAAAGUGAAUUGAAAAAAUUCCAAGACGAUGAGGAGGUUCCCGAUGAAAACGGUCGUGCCAAAAGCAAAAAUAAAGUCACUAUUAAUUUAGUAGUUCCAGACGUUGCAGAAAGACAUCAAAAGGCUCGGAGAAGUGCAAAUAGUAGCAAUAAAAUGACGCUGAAAGUAGAGCAGUCCGGCUCAAACGAUCCACCGAAGCAUAAGAAGCGGAGGAAUCCUCUUUCAAGGAUAGCAGAAACGACUCAAAUACUAUCCCGGCUGGCAAAAGCGAAAGUAAAGACUCCCUCGAAUCAGAAAAAGUCAUCAUUUUCAAGCAGUAUCGUCACUACGACUGCGAGUGUGUCAAUCAUACCGCCAUUGGCACCUAUCACCAAAACCCAUCAUCAUAACAAAUUCAAAACUGGUGGAAUCGUUGCAACCGCAGUCCAACCCAUGCGAAAGAAGAAAAUCCGUUUAAUGGUAUCUACAGCAAAAAAUCAAGAGAAUCCUGUCACCGAGUCGGAUAUCGACAAGUCGCACAAAAAAGUCAAAACUAAAUCUAAAAGGAAGAAAACUAAAGUCUCAAACUAAUCAAAUUAGAUAAAUAUAAUUGUAAAUGAGAGUUUAGAUUUUCGCUACUGUUUUACGUUGUCAGUUUUCAUUGUUAUAUUUAUUGAAAUUUUGCGGAGUUUAAUUUAUCAUUAACAAUAAGAGAUUCUAGGAAUAAAAGAGAUC